Messenger RNA from Caenorhabditis sp. 36 PRJEB53466, 1781 nucleotides. The record is from the annotation of a GenBank genome assembly. NCBI's taxonomy places the organism in Eukaryota, Metazoa, Nematoda, Chromadorea, Rhabditida, Rhabditidae.
AUGAAGAUCACACUGCUGCUUCUGGCAGUCCUCGUGGCCUACGCAACUGCCCAGGGUAUGUUUGAUUCUGUUAAUUUCAUGAUUGCCGUUUCACUUUGUACCCAUUCCUAUCUUUGAAUAGACCACGUUUCAAUCUGUAAUGCAAUGUUAUUACAGUACCAAACAAAAAUUGUCAUAUUUGUAGGCAUAUCACACAAUCAUUUUCAUUUACCAAUCGUUUUAAUAGUGAAAAUGAAAGUCUUAGGAUUGAGGAAUGUACAUGAAAUCUCACUGUUAACUGCAACUCUUUUUCAAGUACUUAACAUAACUGAACAUAGCUAAAAUAUCUCGAUCCACCGUUCUCACUCGCACCAAUUGACAGGUUCUCCGGGUCGUCAAGGUGUGAGUUCAGGUGACGGAAGUCUGUUCGGAGGCUCCGACGCCGGCACCGGAAUCGGAGGAGAGUCCGGAGGAUGGGGCGGAGCGGCGAGCGGAAGUGCAAGCGGAGGAAGAGGAGCCGGAAAGGGAAGAGGUGGAGCCGGAGGAGCCGGAGCCAGUGGAAGCGGAAGUGGAGCAGGUAACCUACCAUUCUACUACUUUUCAAUUUUUAAUGCUCUUUUUCCAGGUGGUUGGGGAAGCCAGGCCGGUGGAUCCAGCGGUGGAGCAAGCGGCGGAGCCAAUGGUGGAUGGGGUGGAAGCCAGGACUCUGGAUCUGGUGCUUCUGCUUCGGCCGGAGGAUCUCAAGGCGGAUGGGGAGGACAGCAGGGUAAGUGUGGAGCGAGAUGUCGGUCCCGGUACGCCCACGUUUUCAGGAAGCGGUUCCCCUUCGUCCGCAGCUGGUGGAUGGGGAGGAUCUUCGCAGGGUGGAGCCCAAGGAGGAAGAAGUGGACAAUCUGGAGGACAAUCAGGAAGUCAAGGGGGAUGGGGAGGCAGCAGCCAGGACUCUGGAUCCCAGGGAGGAUGGGGUGGACAAGGACAGGGACAAGGACAAGGACAAGGACAAGGACAGCAAGGCGGUUGGGGAGGGCAAGGAGGAUCGCAGGGAGGACAAGGUUAGUCGGAACUGAAAUGAAUGUUUCCGUGACAAGGUAAAAUGUGGCCAAUUUUAAACUACAUAAUCACACUAAUAGCGAUCAUGAGUUCAAUGCAAUUUUGUAGGUGGAUGGGGCGGACAAGGCGGUCAGCAAGGAGGAUCUCAACAAGGAGGAUGGGCAGGACAACAGGGAGGACAGGGACAAGGUCAGUUCUUUCAGCAAUUUCCUCAAAACUGACAUGCAGAAGUUUACAAUAUCAUUUCAGGUGGCUGGGGAGGUGCAUCGAACGGAAACGGAGGAGGACGUGGAGGAGGAUGGGGAGAAUCCCAAGGAGGACCACAGGGCGGAAGAGGCGGUCCCGGUGGACCGGGUGGACGAGGCGGAUGGGGUGAGCAUACUCUGGGGACCACUGUUUUGUGAGCUCGUAACAUUUGUUCGGAUCAUUCUCAACACGCUCACUAAUCUUUUUUUCAAAAAAAAAAAAAUACUAUGUGUCUUAGCACUUUUGUGAAACAGAUAUAAGUAAAUUCCCUUUUCGCUUUGCACCACUCAUCUUCAGGUAGAGGUGGAAUGGGCCCGGAUGGUUGGCGAGGUGACGGUGAGUUUCUCAUCCACUAACUUUUCCGUUUCAUUUGUUCGUUAAGUUUUUCACUGCUCUUCAUUUGUGCUCUAACAUAAAUGCAGUCAAAAACAUAUAUUGUUUCAGGCUGGGGACGAUUCGGACCAGGAAACCGUUGGGGACCAAACCAGUGGGGACGAGGAUGGUAG